Molecule: messenger RNA, 2286 nt
Organism: Triplophysa dalaica
Lineage: Eukaryota; Metazoa; Chordata; Actinopteri; Cypriniformes; Nemacheilidae
Gene: bgnb
Product: biglycan b
Exons: 8
Coding region: 230-1345 (371 amino acids)
Molecular function (GO): protein binding
Source: RefSeq, a predicted model, not a curated record
UUUAUUACCUCAGCAGCUCUCCGACUUACUGACAGACACAGACUUGAUGAUAGGAGAGGGAGUUAGUGACAAACUCAGAGACAAAGUCACAUCAAAGAGAAUAUAUGUCUGAAAGUGCGAAAUUCAGAGACAAAAUAUCAAGCACUAAAGUAUCGGGCGCAAAAGUAUAGUGUGGAAAUAUUACAGCUGAGUUAAAAGGUCAUUGAGUGUAAGCCCCAUUAUCUCAGUCAUGUUCUCCGGUCGCUCUCUUCUGCUGCUGUUGCAUAUCUGCAGCCUGACGGUUUCCUCACUGGCCCUGCCCUUUGAGCAGAGAGGAUUCUGGGACUUUUCCAUGGAUGGUGAUGGGGGAAAUCCGACGUCGGUAAUAAUGAGAGAUGAAGAAGGUUCAGGGACGGAGGAAGAGCUGCCACCAGACGUGCCCUUAUGUCCUUUUGGAUGUCACUGCCAGCUUCAUGUGGUCCAAUGCUCAGAUCUCAGUCUGACUGUGGUCCCCAAGGAAAUUCCCAAAGACACCAAACUCCUGGACCUACAGAAUAACCGCAUCACAGAACUUAAGGAAAAUGACUUCAAGGGACUUCCAAACCUUUAUGCCCUGUCGCUGGUCAACAACAAGAUCUCCAAAGUCCACCCAAGAGCCUUCACACCCCUCCUACACUUAAAAAAGCUUUAUUUUUCGAGAAACCUGCUGACGGUGGUGCCCAGGAACCUGCCUCCAUCCCUGGUAGAGCUACGCAUUCAUGAGAACCGUAUUAAGACGGUUCCAGGGGGGACGUUCUCUCGUCUGGGCAGCAUGAACUGCAUUGAGAUGGGCGGGAAUCCUAUUCAGAACAGCGGCUUUGAGCCCGGUGCUUUUAAAGGCCUGAAACUCAACUACCUGCGCAUCUCUGAGGCCAAACUAACUGGAAUACCAAAAGAUCUUCCUGACAGUCUUCAUGAGCUUCAUCUGGACAACAACCAAAUCCAAGCCAUCGAACUAGAAGACCUGAAACUCUAUAAACACUUGCACAGGUUGGGUUUGGGUCACAAUCACAUUCGCUUGAUUGAGAAUGGCAGUCUAUCGUACGUCCAAAAUCUUAGGGAGCUCCAUUUAGACAACAAUCGCCUGACCCGUGUCCCGAAGGGUCUGCCGGAGAUGAAGUACCUUCAGGUUGUCUACCUUCAUUCAAACAACAUUAGCCAGGUGGACGUCAGUGACUUCUGUCCUCGAGGUUUUGGCAUAAAGAGAAGCUUUUACCAUGGCAUUAGUCUUUAUGGUAACCCAGUUAACUACUGGGAGGUGCAGCCUGCUACUUUCCGCUGCGUCACUGACCGAUUGGCCAUUCAGUUCGGAAACUACAAGAAAUAAAGGAUGUGGGAGAUAUUUGGGAAAGAAUAAAGCUGGAAAUGAAACCAAACAGACAAAAAUGGGCUGAAAUGAGAAGGGUGUGUGGGGGCCAGUAGCAUUUCGAAAUCAUUUCUUUUCUCCUCGAAAUAGGGAGAUAAGUAGAAUAUUGGGUCUAAUUAGAUUUUCUAAAACAAAAGGAGAGAAUUGGCAAGGCUCUGGCUCGAUUAAAAAAAAAACCAAUAAUGACCGAAUGAAUAAUGACAGAAUAAUGUUUCUUACAGCAAGCGUUUAAAAGUAUUACCAUUAUUUUAUCAAUUUAAGGGCUCUUUGUUUGAUUUAAUUAUAUUGACAUGUAUUGUUAUAAUGUUUAUUAUUUCAUAUUUGUUUUAUUUUUAUUGGUAAAGUUUGGAGGUACUGUUGAAACUCUAAGGUUGAAUUCACUUUGCUUAAUAAUUGUACUUCUGUGUUGACAAGUUUCUUCAUUUUGUGGCUUUGCCUUGCUUUGGGAGCCUUAUAGUUGAAGAACUUUAAAUCAACGGGGGAAAUGUUUGCAGCACACUUUAAAAGGAUAAGCACAGUUUUCAUGUUCAGAUUAAUUCAACUAAAGGCCUCGUGUCCGUUCCCAGCACUUUUGGGUUUGAGGCUGCUUAAAAAAAAGGACUGUAUUGUAUUAUUAUUUUGCACAGUUUCUUUAUUAGUUCAAAAUCGUAUCAUUUUUUGCUGAAUUUGGAAGUGAUACUGGAUGCAUAUACACUGCCUCAAAUUGCAAUAGAGAACCUAUCGGCUUGACUACAGGUGCAGAAGUGGAGGUACAUCAUGCUGUGACUAAUAAAACUUGAGUUAACAUGAGUUUAAUGUGUUCAGUGGAGUAAAACACUUGCAAUGUUCUCUUUUGUUAACAAAAAGAACAGGUCUCUUAUUUUAUCAAUAAAGCCGAAUAUUGAUUGAUUUGAGCAGCAACA